Molecule: messenger RNA, 1911 nt
Organism: Vespula vulgaris
Lineage: Eukaryota; Metazoa; Arthropoda; Insecta; Hymenoptera; Vespidae
Gene: Nufip
Product: FMR1-interacting protein NUFIP1
Exons: 7
Coding region: 237-1910 (557 amino acids)
Biological process (GO): box C/D snoRNP assembly
Cellular component (GO): nucleus
Molecular function (GO): RNA binding
Source: RefSeq, a predicted model, not a curated record
GAAAAUAUAGUUACAUCUGUACGGUUAUUUCUAUCACAUUUAUUCUUGAAAAACAUUGAAUACUUCCGUUACGUUGCAAUACUUAGUUGUUUAGCGUGUGAAAAUAGUGCUCGAAGAUAUUGUAUUCUGACGUGAAAUUUACAAUAUUAGAGACUUUAAAUACGCAUCGACAUUAACAAGGGUGUUGUAAAAAACUCGAAUUUACGAGUGCGCUAUUAUUAUUUUGAAGAGGAAACAUGAGUCCCUUAAACAGAGGUCCUCUCUUGGGACCAAGACUUCCACCAGCCGGUUUACGACCUCCGCCUCCAAGAUUUGGUGCUAGACUUCCACCACCAGGUAUGCCUCCGAGAAUGCCGCUACCUCCAAUGAGCGCAAUCCUUGGCCCGAUGAGACAGAGAUUACCUCCUCCCCCUAGACUAGGCGGUGUGGCCCAACCUGGUGGACCGCUACCACUUUUCCCACCAGGUAGGGCUCCAUUACCACCCAUGGCAGGACCUCGAGGUCCACUUAUGUGUCCAUGGCCUCGAAGAGUCUUACCACCACAAAUUUUGCCACACAUGAGGCCAAGGUUCUCCACUAGAAAUGGAACGGUCAAAGGCAAAGUAUUAAAUAAUGCCAAGAAAGUCAUCAAGCUUGAGGAAUUAGAAUUAAAAAAGCCAUGGAUGACAGAUGAAAUUCGCAGUGAAAUACAAAAGAAAAAUAAGCUUUAUGCUAAGGCAAAGAAGAAUAAGGAUGCAAAAGAAUGGGGAGAAUUUAAGGAUCUACGGAAUAAAGUCACAAGAAUGAUAAGAGAUGCAAAGAAUGAAUAUCUUGCUAAACAUCCUGAACAGGUUCAUCUUUAUCCAAAUAAUGAGGAACCAUAUGACAAAAGAGAUGAAAAUUAUGAAAGUUCAGAUGAAGAUCAGCAAUACUAUUGUGAAGUAUGUGAUAGAGAAUUUCCAUCAAAAGUUAUGUUGUCAGAACAUGUGAAUACACAUAAGUUAUGUGGUAUAGAUGGUUGUACUUUUACUGCUCACCCACUACUUGUUGAAAAACAUAUUAGUAUGCAACAUAGUACUGGGUUAUAUCAAAGAAUGAAAAAUUUAUCAACACCAGAAGAUAUUCAAAAGUGGAUCGCGGAAAGAAAAAGAAAAUAUCCUACAAAAGCAAAUAUAGAAGAACAAAAAAAUGCAGAAUUAAAAAAGAUACAACGAGGUGAAAUAAUCAAACAAGAGCAAAAAUUUGUUCGACCAAGGACAAAUAAAACAAAUACUUAUACUGAAAGAAAACGAAGAGUUCGUAAACGCCGAGUACCGAAACAUGAGAAUAUAGCACCUGUUACAGAUAUAUAUAGAGGUCUAAUUUCGUUUCCAGGAACAUCUUGCCUAGAUGAUGAUUCUAACGAAAGUUUCAACGAAGAACAUUUGGAAACAAAACCUACUACUGCUGAUGUAGUUAUAGAAAGUCCAUUUAAUAUCUCUGAUGAAGAAGAUGUAUCAAUUGAGAGUAACUUAAUAAAUAGUCCAAUAAAAAAUACUUUAACAUGCAGCUUAGUAGCUGACUAUGAAAGUGAAGACGAGAUUCCAGAAGAAAUACCUAUAAAAAAAUCCAAAAUAUGUUUAGAUCAAAAAAAUAUUAUGGUAGAAAAAGUAUUGAAUCCUGAACAAAGUGUCAAUAAUCAUAGUAUAUUAUCUGACACAGUAUCAAACAAUGAAAUAUCUAAUACUUCAGAGAAAUUUAAUAGUAAGAAAAAAGAAACUGAACCAUAUAAUAUACGUACAAAGAAUACAAUUAUUAAUAAUAAAAGAAAUAAUAAAAAUAGUUUGCAUUUAUUGCAAAGGUUGCUUUCUAGAUCUAUACAACAUGAAAGAAAUAUGAUCUGUCAAUGUAUAAAAUAUAUAGUAGACAAUAAUUUUUUCGACUGCGACUAGU